Amphibalanus amphitrite is the source of this 1728-nucleotide messenger RNA. Its product is annotated as probable serine carboxypeptidase CPVL. Gene Ontology annotation, molecular function: serine-type carboxypeptidase activity. NCBI's taxonomy places the organism in Eukaryota, Metazoa, Arthropoda, Thecostraca, Balanomorpha, Balanidae. Bases 49 to 1413 code for a protein of 454 amino acids. The transcript has a single exon. Gene Ontology annotation, biological process: proteolysis. The record is from RefSeq and is a predicted model, not a curated record.
GUGGCCGCCACUGUCGCCUCGAUCCCCGUCGCAGCCACAUUGUCAGCCAUGCUCUCAGGCGCGGUGCCGCUGCUGGUGCUGGUAUUCGGGUCCGCGGUCAGCGCCGAUCCGGGCGAGCCGCUGUUCCUGACCCCGCUGAUCGAGGCCGGGGAGCUGCAGCAGGCCCGCGAACAGAGCAGGGUGCUCGGCCUUCCCGGAGCCGGCGCCAACGUCACCAGUCACUCGGGCUUCAUCACCGUCGACAAGGAGCGCAACUCGAACCUCUUCUUCUGGUUCUUCGAGUGUCAGCAGGCGUCUCCGCGCGAGGCUCCCAUCCUCCUCUGGCUACAGGGUGGCCCGGGCGCUUCUAGCCUCUACGGACUGUUCAUUGAGAACGGCCCGUUCGAUGCCGACGCUGACCUGAAUCUGGUGCCUCGGAACCUCAGCUGGACCAACACGCACAACGUGCUGUACAUCGACAACCCGACCGGCACCGGCUUCAGCUUCACUGACGACGAAGCAGGCUACGCCAGGAACCAGGAAGAUGUGGCCCGCGACCUUUACUCGGCGCUGACGCAGUUCUUCACCGCUUUUGAGAUGUUCCAGGGUAACGACUUUUACGUGACCGGAGAAUCGUACGGCGGGAAAUACGUGCCGGCCAUCACGCACAAGAUACACAUGGAGAAUCCCACAGCUGAGCUGAAGAUAAACCUUAAAGGUAUGGCGGUCGGAGAUGGGUUUGUUGAUCCCAGUAACCAGGUUGACUACGGCGAGUUUCUGUACAACGUUGGACUGAUCGACGCCGAACAAAGAGAACAGUUCCACGCGUCGGCCAUGGACGCCGUCGACCUAAUCAACCAAGGUGAUCUGGAGUCAGCCUUCCGUCUGUGGGACUCGGCCCUCCUCGGCACCAAGUACCCGUACCCGACCUAUUUCGAGAACUGCACGGGCUUCACCAACCACUUUAACUACCUGCAGCCGGUCGACCCGCACGACGUAGACGCCAGUCCGUACAACGACUUCCUGCGCCUGCCGUCCACGCGCGCCUCCAUCCACGUGGGCGAGCUGCCGUACAACGAGGCCGGCGACAUCGUCUCCGACUACCUGGUCGGUGACAUGAUGAACACUACCAAGCCGCUGGUGGCCACCAUCCUGGACGCCGGCUAUCGAGUGCUCAUCUACAGCGGCCAGCUGGACGUGGUCGUCGCUUACCCGCUGACCGAGCAGUGGCUGGCCUCGAUGGAGUGGCACGGCGCCGAGCGGUACCGGGACGCCGAGCGUGUCAUCUGGCGCGAGCAGGGCGAGAUCGCCGGCUACGUGCGCCAGGUGGACAACCUGAUCGAGGCGUUCGUUCGCAACAGUGGCCAUAUGGUGCCCACCGACCAGCCGGAGGUCGGCUACGCGCUCAUCACCAAGUUUACUGGCACCAACUGAGAGCUCUAUGUCAGGCCAUUAAUCCAAAGGUUAUGUUUAUUCAAGGGAUAUACAGCCGCUCAUAUGUCAACAAUCAACAAUUAGGCCACCAACAGUAGGUCAACAGUUAGGAUUAUGUCAACAAGCCGCUCACAUGUUUUACGAACCACGCAAAAAUAACCAAAUAUGUAAAACAUUGGUUACGUUGUCUAAUGUUUUUUUCCCACGUGACAGUGAAACUCGUGCUCGACUUUAAGGCAUAAAAGUAGGUUGCCGCAGCGAUUUUCUGUCGGUUAAACUGCAUGGUCUCUGCUCAAUACAACAUUUGAGUUUUAA